AUGGCACCAAAGAAGCAGGGAAAGAAGAAGGCUGGUACCUCCAACGUCUUCUCUCAGUUCGAGCAGUCCCAGAUCCAGGAGUUCAAGGAAGCCUUCGGCAUGAUCGACGCUAACCGAGACGGUUUCAUCGACAAGGACGAUCUCCGAGCUACCUACGCUUCCCUCGGUGUCAUGUCCAUCGAAAACUCCAAGCUCGAGGAGAUGAUGGCUGAGGCCCCCGCCGCCAUCAACUUCACCGUUUUCCUCUCCAUGCUCGCUGACAAGCUCAACGGUGCCGACUCCGAGGACACCAUCGUCAACGCCUUCAAGCUUUUCGAUCCCGAGGGCAAGGGUACCAUCCCCAAGGAUUAUCUCGCUGAGGUCCUUACCACCCAGGCUGACCGAUUCAACGAGGAAGAGCUCAAGUCCAUGAUGGACGCUGCUUCCAUCGAUGAAGCCGGCAACCUCGACUACAAGGGACUCGCUUACAUCAUCACCCACGGUGACGACGAGGAAGGCGAAGAAGAAGAAGGCGAUGAAGAAGAAGAAUAA
Molecule: messenger RNA, 531 nt
Organism: Oikopleura dioica
Lineage: Eukaryota; Metazoa; Chordata; Appendicularia; Copelata; Oikopleuridae
Source: the annotation of a GenBank genome assembly